This is a messenger RNA of Manihot esculenta (cassava), 3296 nucleotides long. RefSeq lists its product as uncharacterized. Gene Ontology annotation, molecular function: zinc ion binding. Lineage: Eukaryota; Viridiplantae; Streptophyta; Magnoliopsida; Malpighiales; Euphorbiaceae. Bases 294 to 2963 code for a protein of 889 amino acids. The transcript is spliced from 4 exons. The record is from RefSeq and is a predicted model, not a curated record.
CUUCUCCCAAGUCGAUAACUUCUCUUCUCAAAUCUCUAACUUCCCUCUUCUUCCCUAAAUCCUCUCUUCUCGAUUUUGUUGGUUUUUAUCGAAGAGAAGUUGGGUUCUGUCGAAGAGAAGUUGUGGUCCCGAUUUUGUUGGUUUUUAUCGAAGAUAAGUUGGGUUCUGUCGAAGAGAAGUUGUGGUCCCGAUUUUGUUGGUUUUUAUCGAAGAGAAGUUGGGUUCUGUCGAAGAGAAGUUGUGGUCCCGAUUUUGUUGGUUUCUGUCAAACAACUGGGGAAAGGUCUGAAAACAUGGCUGUGGAAGAGAGAUUUACUGUGGUGUUGACAUAUGAAAACAAAACCGAUUCUUUAUAUAAUGUCCCUAUUGCAAGGUAUUCGUACAUAUCCUUGUUGUCUGAUGUUUAUAAGUUGUUUAACAUAGCUGCAUCAUUUGUUUCGUUUGUUACUGGUAGUGGGAUGAGUGUAGAAAAUGAUGAUGAUUUAAUGUUGGCUUUUGAGUUGUACAAACGUAGUCAUAAAUUGCCUUUGACUGUACACGUAAAGGGGGUCCCUCUGAACACUGAGAUGUCUGAUGAUGACGAUGAUGAUGAUGAUGUUUGUAUUAUUGGUGAGAGCAGUGAUACUGGUGAGGGUAGUAACCUUGGUGAGGGUGGUAAUACUGUUGAGGAUAUUAACCUUGAUGAUGCCUUAGGUAGAAAAACUCCCCCAUUAAAUAGGGAUGUGUCCACAAGAGGUAGGGGCAGGAGUGUGCCAUUAAGAGGAAAGGGAGGAAGAAGCAGUUUUACUAGAGGUAGAGGGAUAAGACAGGAAAGUGUUAGUGAAAGUGGGCAGUUAGGGGGAGGGGCCAAUGAAUCACCACAAAUUGAUUCUGAAAGUGAUGUAUCAUUCAAUGAAAGUGAGGUUGGAGAUGAUUUACCUGAAGAAGUUAUAUUUGACAAUGAGAUUAGUACUGAGGAGUCAGAUGGGUUAUCAGGUUAUGCUAGUGACAAUGACAAAGAGGUUGAAGAUAGUGAGAAUGAGUCUUAUGAUCCAAAUAAUAGAAAGAAAAAAUAUAUUGAUCCUUAUCAUGGCAUGUAUGAUCAUCCCUUCCAACACAAUGAAGGGGAAGAGAUUUUGUUUAAAGAGGGCCAAGUUUUUAAGGACAUUGUAACUUUGAGGAAUGCAAUGAGAGAUUAUGCUAUUAAGGGGGGAUAUGAUAUUACAAGAGUUAAAAAUGACUCUACUAGAUUAACAGCUAAGUGUUCCAGUACAGGAUGUCCCUGGAGGUUUCAUGCAUCAGUUUUGUCUGACCAAGUCACUUUCAUGGUUAAGACUCUACAUGAUGAGCACACAUGCAUAAGACCAUUAAGAAAUGAAAAUUUGAAUUCAAACACCAAGUGGAUAGUAGAAAAACUUAGGGAAAAGCUGAGGGCAGACCCUGACAUGAGUUAUGAACUCAUGCAGCAUGAGUUGAUGGGAAAAUGGGGUGUGGAAGUUCCUGUGUGGCAAUUAUAUAGAGCUAAGUGCAAGGCUAGAGAUGAGAAUAUGGGCAUGCAUUGUGAAAGUUUCCAAAAACUUAAGAAAUAUGUCCAUUAUUUGCAAACAUAUAACCCGGGUACAGUUGUAAAAAUUCAGCCAGCUCCAAGGGUUAAUGAAGAUGAUCCUUUUGUUUUUCAAAGAAUAUGGAUUAUGUUUGAUGCUAUAAAGUCUGGGUUUGAGAAUGGUUGUAGACCCUUUAUAGGAUUAGAUGGUUGCCACUUGAAGGGUCCAUAUGGAGGGAUUUUCCUAGUUGCAGUCAUACUGGAUGGAAAUAGAGGUGUGCUACCUCUUGCAUUUUCUAUAGUUGAAGCAGAAUGUGGUGAUAGCUGGACAUUUUUCCUAGAGAAUCUUUAUUCUUGCAUUGGUGGAGGAACUGAUGCUAGGCCUUUAACUAUUAUGUCAGAUAGGCAAAAGGGACUCAUUGAUGCUGUCAAAAAUAUAUUUCCCAAUGCAUCUCAUAGAGUUUGUUGCAGGCAUUUAUACAUGAAUUUCAAGAAAGAGUUCCCUGGACUGAUGCUCAGAGAUGAUUUUUGGAAUGCUGCAAAGAGUACUCAUUCUUAUGAGUUUUGGCUUCACAUGAAGAAUUUGAAGCCCAAGCGAGAUCAAAAGCCAUAUGACUGGUUGAUCAACAUACCAUUCAGUCAAUGGACUAGACAUGCAUUCUGGCCUGAAGCUAAGUGUGACAAUUACACUAACAACAUGACCGAAUCAUUCAAUGCAUGGAUAGUGAAAUUGAGAGGUUUGCCUAUUAUCAAUAUUAUUGAAUCUAUUAGGCAGAAAUGUAUGGUUAGGUUGCAUAGAAGAUUUGUUAAAGCUCAAACAUGGGAAGGGAUAGUUACACCAAGAACAAAGAAAGUAUUGAAUAAAAUCAUUACUGCCAGUAGGUUUCUUAAGUUGCUCCCUGGUAGAAAUGAAGAGUAUGAGGUUCAUGAGGGUCCAUGUAGGUUUGCUGUUAGUUUAGCUAAAAGGACAUGCAGUUGUGGAUGGUGGGAUAUAAGUGGUUUACCAUGCAAGCAUGCUGCUAGAGCAAUUGCAUAUGUUAGGGGCAAUAUUGAAGAGUUUUGCCAUGAAUAUUACACUGUGCAGUGCUAUUCAAGAGUUUAUGCAGGUGCCAUACAUCCUGUUCCUCAAACUGAGCUUGAACCUGAUAAUGAACACCCAUCAAUGUUGCCACCUCCUUUGAGGAGGCAACCAGGAAGGCCAAGGAAGGCUAGAAAGAGAGAUGAGAGUGAACCACCAGCAAGAGGAAGGAGGACAUCAACUGUCACUUGUGCUAGGUGCUUACAAACAGGCCACAAUAAGAGAAGUUGUCAAUAUGCUGCUGUUGGGGCAAAUAUGGCUGCAAGUCAAAAGAAGAGAAAACACACUACUGCAUCAAGUGCGGGGACUUCAAGAGGGGUUAAUACUAAUCAAGUGGGAUCAAGUGGUGGACCAACUAUCUAAAGGAGCCUUUGGAAUAUCCAAUGAUCUUUUUGAGAAUGUUGUUAGUUGAUGGGAUAUAAUUUGUACAUUUUGGGAAAACAUGUAUUUUGGGGCAUUGGAUUGAGCUUUUUGUCUAUUUGGAAAUAUUGUAAAUCUGUGCACAGAUUCUUUUUUGGGAGUUUAUCAUAGAUAUUGGUACAGUGCUACAGAUAUUGGCCUUACUUGAUCAUUAAAAUGGCAGUAAUAGAUGUAUGACAUUGUAAUGAUCAAGUCUGAUUUUGUAAAGUCUCAUUUUGUAAUACAUAUUUGAACAAAAAGGACAUAUUAAUGAAGUUAUGCCUUUAAUUUCAUUUG